GACACGAUUAGCUUAGCAUGCAAUAGAUGUCAGUUUAGCAAUUUCAUCAAAACGGAGGUCGCAAAUUGACAGACUGAUACUUGAAAGUCCGAAAAUUAUUAAUAUCAUUAAUUAAAAUGGACCAGGGAAAAGCACCAGUUCGCGUUUCACCUCUGAUCAAAUUCGGAAGGUGGAGUUUUCUCGUUGUCGGAAUAUUAUAUGGAGCAGCUCAUCAAAGCAGACUGGCAAAACGCGAAGUAGGAAUUAGAGAAGUCGAAGCUAAACAUAAAGCAAUUCGGGAUGCAAAAUUAGCUGAGGAAAAGAAACGAGCUCAAGAAGAGGAAAACAAAUACUUCUCUUCACUCUAAACAGAUUAGCAUUAUUAAAUAGGAAAUGCAGUAACAUUCACCAUAAGGCGUUAGAUGUGCUCUGUAAAUUAUUCGGAUUUUAUGUGAAAUAAAAAGUUAUUAUACAU
Molecule: messenger RNA, 454 nt
Organism: Ctenocephalides felis (cat flea)
Lineage: Eukaryota; Metazoa; Arthropoda; Insecta; Siphonaptera; Pulicidae
Product: ATP synthase subunit e, mitochondrial-like
Exons: 3
Coding region: 117-347 (76 amino acids)
Biological process (GO): proton motive force-driven ATP synthesis
Molecular function (GO): proton transmembrane transporter activity
Source: RefSeq, a predicted model, not a curated record